AUGAAUAAACAGGUAAAAAGAAAUGACACUUCGAAGAAAGCGAAAUGUUUGUUUCUAACAAACACCGUAUCUAGUAUAAUUGGUCGACUUGGGGUAAUAAUCAGCCGAUAUCCCCUUUAUUUUGUCAUUGUUCCUGUCAUUGUCUCCGGUUUAUUAUCAAUCGGGCUAAUCACAAUUCAAACCAAUGACGACAUCGAUUUUCUCUUAAGUGCGGAUAGAGGUAAAGUUUUUGAUGCCAAACAAUUUAUAGAUAAGACAUUCCCUAUCAAAUCGAAUAAUUUCGAUUUUUUAAGAAUUACUAAGCGCCCACUUUUCCCCAUAAUCUACAUAGUAAAUGACAGAAAAGGCAACAUUUUACGCAAAGAAUUCUUAGAGGAAAUACGAACUGUAGAUAAGAUUGUAAAAAACACUGCAGCUUAUGUAGAUGGAAAGAAUAUUGUUUAUUCGGACGUGUGCCAGACUGUAGAAGGCAAGUGUUUAGAAAAUACUCUUAUUGAUAUGCUAAACAAGUCCGAAAAUGCUGUUAAUGAAAUACUAAAAAUGAAGUAUCCCAUUAAUAUGGAUCCUGUUACAUACGCGUACAAAAUUUUCUGUGUGAAUUUAGGGGGUGUGACGACAGACGAUAAAGGAUAUGUAAAACAAGCAAAAGCCGUUCGUUUAUUAUAUGUACUAGACGAAUCGAAUGCAAAUAAGAAAAAGUGGAAUGAAGAAUGGACAAAUUCAGUUUACAAGAAGUUGAAGGAUUACAGCUUCGAGCAUAUUAAAACAUUUCCAGAACCAUUCUCUUCUACCGCUUCUCAAGUAAAACGUAUUUCACAGAAAUUAGUGUCGUUGAUAAGCGUGGCGGUGGUCGUAGUGGCCAUUUUCUCCAUGUUGACGAACAUGUCUAACAAUUGGGUGAAGUCAAAACCCUGGUUAGGCGUAUGUAGUGUUGUAUCCGCAGGUCUGGCUGUGGCCACCGCUUUUGGAUUAUUAUCCGCUUGUGGAGUAGAAAACCUUCAGUGGAAUGUCGGCUUACCUUUCAUUAUUCUUGCUACUGAAGUGGACGACUCGUUUGUCGUAUUGGCUUGUUGGAAGGUAACAGAUUGUAAUGACAGAGUAGAAAACCGAAUGGAACAGACGUAUCGCAACGCAGCCGUGUCCAUCACCAUAACGUCUCUAACGAAUUUCUUUUCCUAUUGCAUCGGCAUGACGUCACCAUUCCCGGGUGUAAGAAUAUUCUGUUUGUAUGCUGCAACAUGCAUCUUCUUCAGUUAUUUCUUUCAGUUAUUAUUUUUCGGCGAAUGUUUGGCAUCGAGUGGAUACAGGGAAGAGAAGGAUCUUCAUCCUUUUACGUUUAAACCAGCUUUUGUGCACGUCGUAAUUAACGAAACUUUAGAUUAUUCUAAUCCACGAGUUCAAGAGUCAGUUGAAAAUUUUAUGCAGAAAUUUCAUACUAUUGAAAAUAUAGCCGGACAAGAAUACGAAUUUUCUUGGUUAAAAUAUUAUAAGGAAUUUCAAACUCAUCCCAUAUCGAAAUACUCCUUGAGGGGUUACGAUCUGUCUCAAAAGCAGGAUUUUAUGGAUGCUCUCAGAAACGUCUUCUUGAAAUUCAUAGGAGCCAAGCAAUUUAAAAACGACAUCAUUUAUAAUGACAAUUACACUGAUAUUGUGGCCAGUCGUUUCUUAUUCUCAGCGAAAAAUGUUUCGAAUAGAGUAACCGAAUUCAAAAUAGCGAACGAUUUAUCGAAAAUAGCCGAAGAAGCGCCAUUUUCCGUUGUAAUCCAUACAUUGAUAACACCUGUUACCGAGCAAGGAAUCGUUAUCAGACAGAUAACGUUUCAAUUGUUCUGGAUUACUUCUUUGUUAAUUUUUGUCAUUUUUGUUUCGUUAAUUCCCAGUUUGCAUUGCGCUCUUAUUGUUGCUAUCUGUGUCGGGUCCAUCACCGUGCAGACGAUCGGAUUCAUGUCUAUAUGGGCAAUUAAUCUGGACAUCGUGUCUUUGAUGUGCCUGAUUCUCUGCAUCGGGUUUUGCGUCAAUUAUCCCACUCACAUAUGCUAUUGUUUCAUUACUUCAUCACAAGCAACGACUAAAGGAAAGUUAAAGGAUAGUUUAUGUCACAGAGAUAAUGUAGAAAGAAAAACGAAGAAAGGAAAAGAAAGAAUAAUUUAUAAAAGGGGAAAAAUGGUGAUAGAAAUGCAAGAAAAAGAAGCAAAAAAGAGAGAGACCCUGCUAAACAAUUAA
Centruroides sculpturatus (bark scorpion) is the source of this 2223-nucleotide messenger RNA. Its product is annotated as patched domain-containing protein 3-like. Bases 1 to 2223 code for a protein of 740 amino acids. NCBI's taxonomy places the organism in Eukaryota, Metazoa, Arthropoda, Arachnida, Scorpiones, Buthidae. The transcript is spliced from 5 exons. Gene Ontology annotation, cellular component: membrane. The record is from RefSeq and is a predicted model, not a curated record.